Messenger RNA from Formica exsecta, 852 nucleotides. Its product is annotated as V-type proton ATPase subunit e 2-like. The transcript is spliced from 4 exons. Gene Ontology annotation, molecular function: proton-transporting ATPase activity, rotational mechanism. Gene Ontology annotation, cellular component: proton-transporting V-type ATPase, V0 domain; plasma membrane proton-transporting V-type ATPase complex. Gene Ontology annotation, biological process: proton transmembrane transport. Bases 178 to 441 code for a protein of 87 amino acids. The record is from RefSeq and is a predicted model, not a curated record. Lineage: Eukaryota; Metazoa; Arthropoda; Insecta; Hymenoptera; Formicidae.
GUCUAUAAGAUUGUGGUUUAAUCAAUGUAUCACGUGAGCCAUAUACGAAGAUCUUCUCAUGUGAUCCUCCCAGUUUUCGACAGCUCCAAGAAUUCGUAUUUGAUAGACACUUCGAGUUUCCGUUUGUUUGCGAGUUUCAAAGAAGAACAAUAAUCUGAUAAAAGAAAAAAUAAUAGAAUGGGUGCAGCCGCGUUACCUGUAGUAGUUUUCACGAUACUCUGGGGCAUCUUGUUAUUCCUAGGAGUAGCUCUACCACUUUUCGUUCCCAAGGGACCAAAUCGUGGGAUACUUCAGGUUCUGUUAAUAUUGACGGGUUUUACGUGCUGGUUGUUCUGGCUGUGUUGCUACAUGGCACAAAUGAAUCCACUGAUUGGGCCAAAAUUAGAUAAUGUAACAAUAUUAAUUAUGGCUCGAGAAUGGGGUAAACCUAUUGUCAACUAAUGAACAUUUUAUGGUAGAAACUUGCUUUUGAAUAUAUAUAUAUAUCCAAUUCUCCGAUAUACGCUACUUUUAAUAAGAAUGUGUAGUUGCAAAGAUAAAACAAAAUGUUAGUACAUUGAUGAUGUGUAUAAAUGGAAUCUUAUAUUAAUGUGCGAUUAUAAUUUGGUUAUUGAGAAUUUAAUUUUUGUAUAAAGUAUACAUUAUUGUUAUUUAGAAGUGCAUAAGAAUUUUAAUGAUUAUAUUUAUCUAGAUUUAUCCAACUAUAUAUGUAUGCUAUAAUGUAUGUAUGUGUCAAUAUUAUUUAUAUAAUCUAACUUAAAAAAGCAUAUUCCCAUUACAAGAUAAGUAUACCACUGCACUGUAUAUAAUUGUGAAAGAAAAAAAAAUUAAAAUAGCAACCGUGAUCUUUUA